AUGUCUUCCAAGCGAGACUACGACGAUGUGGACGACACGGAGCCAUCAGAGCCAGAGAACAAACGCUCCCGCAAAUCACGGCAAAGGCAGAGCUCGUCGAUAGAUCCAAGCUCGGGCCAGAAAUAUGUUUUUGCUAGCCAUUAUAAUGCGUCAACAAUUCCUGUUGGGGAAGAGUCAGAUUUCGAGGAUGACACGGACGCAAUGGCGUAUCUCAUGUCUGUGAGAACACAAGCAUCCGGAAUACCGCACGUUCUUGCGGCGCCGAAAGUACAGAUCGGUCCACAGCUUCCGAGCGACUUUGUCAAGAUCAAGCUUAAGAGAUCUGAUGAUGGGGAAGUCGAGGAGGACGACGAUCAGGUUGACAGAAGCAUAUACGAUACUGGUAUUAGCGACAGCAGAGGCUUCUACGACGAUGGUGCAUACAUCGGCCGAGACGACGAUUGGGGGGGCGAAGGCAGCGAUGACUGGGACGAGGAUGAGGACGAGAACGCCGAGGUUUCAGAAUCAGCCGUUCUAGAGUCAUACUUUGCCGCCAUCAUGCAGCAAUACUACCACCUACGUGCUAUUGUGAACAAAACUCCUCCGGCGGAUGCAGCCAAGCGCAUUCACUCUUCUCAAGCGACCUAUGCAUCUUCAUUUGGCCCAGGGUCGACAGCCAUAAAGGUCUGGCCUCCACUCCUUCGCAACACAGAUCCGACUCCUCUUCAAGUAUCCCUCAUGUCAAAAGACACCGUCAUCAGGGUCCUGCGCAUCAUGCUUGGAGGCAAAUUUCUGCGCCGUGGCUAUCCACUGCCCGAGCGCACCAGUCGUUGGAUAUGGGCUCUGUUGGCAAGGCUACCAGAGCGGGGGGAGCUCAACUACUCGGAAAUCGGCUGGGUGCGGGAUCUUGGUCGAAGGGCCGUGUUGCUGGGCAGAAGUCUAUCCGAAAUGGCCGCACUGCGGGACGAGCUUGCAGAAGGUGGGUUGGGAGUGAAUGAUGCUGUGGACGCCAGCAGCAGUGACGACGAGGUUGUUGCGGAUGAGCCUGCUGCCCAGGACGACGUUGGCACGCCAGCUGCAGAGGAAUCUGAAACCGCAAAAGACCUGCCAGGAAAAGGAUUGGUAGAGGAAAGCGCCCACGCGGAGGAGGGGGAAGAAGAGGACGUGGCAAUGGACAUUGGAUCUGACUCUGACGAAGGAGAGAUUCGUGAGGACGACAAGGACAAACCCGCCGAGAAAGACAACAUCUCAUUGGAAGCAGCCAAGUUUGCUUUUCUUGCUCGGCUGGAAGCAAAAGCUUCCGAUGAUGAGCAAGAUGAUGAACAAGACAAACUUGACGCCGCCCGGGAGCGAUCUCGGAUUAACAUGCGGGCGACGCUCAACAUGAUUCUCACCGUUGCGGGCGAGUUUUAUGGGCAGAGAGAUCUACUCGAGUUUCGGGAGCCGUUUGUCGGCAUGUAG
Molecule: messenger RNA, 1440 nt
Organism: Akanthomyces muscarius
Lineage: Eukaryota; Fungi; Ascomycota; Sordariomycetes; Hypocreales; Cordycipitaceae
Exons: 2
Coding region: 1-1440 (479 amino acids)
Biological process (GO): spliceosomal snRNP assembly
Cellular component (GO): SMN complex; nucleus
Source: RefSeq, a predicted model, not a curated record